Molecule: messenger RNA, 207 nt
Organism: Mesocestoides corti
Lineage: Eukaryota; Metazoa; Platyhelminthes; Cestoda; Cyclophyllidea; Mesocestoididae
Source: the annotation of a GenBank genome assembly
CACUCCGGCGAAUGCAUCGACGGAGGGGAAUUCAUCGUGCGUCCCCAACUCGACGCCUGCGUUGUGCUCGAGUCACUUCCACUGGAGGACCACAUCGAGCGAACAGCUCAAAUCACCGUCGACGCCUCGACCGGCAGUAUUUCAGCAGACGAAUCAUUCGGCCACAAGAAGACCCUCCUAAUGCCGUUUGUUAAGGUAAUUUUGUGA